AUAUGAUUCUGGACCAGCAGGUGGGUUCUGGGCAGCUCAGUGAGGAUGUUCGUCAUAGAGUGCAUGAGGCAUUACUGAAACAGCAUCACCAUCAGAACCAGAAGAAGCUGAGCAACAGGAUCCCAAUUGUGAGAUCCUUUGCUGAUAUUGGAAAGAAGCAGUCUGAGCCCCAUUCCAUGGAUAAAAAUGCAGGUCAGAUUGUUUCCCCACAGUCUGCUCCAGCCUGUAUUGAAAACAAAAAUGACGUGAGCAGAGAAAACAGCACUGUUGACUUUAGCAAGGUUGACCUACACUUCAUGAAAAAGAUACCACCUGGAGCUGAAGCAUCAAACAUCUUAGUUGGUGAACUAGAGUUCCUGGACCGUGCGGUUGUUGCUUUUGUUAGGUUAUCUCCAGCAGUACUGCUUACGGGACUAGCUGAAGUUCCGAUUCCAACCAGAUUUUUGUUUAUUCUUCUUGGACCACUGGGUAAAGGGCAACAAUACCAUGAGAUUGGAAGAUCAAUUGCAACACUGAUGACAGAUGAGGUGUUCCAUGAUGUUGCUUACAAAGCAAAAGACCGCAAUGACUUGGUGUCUGGAAUUGAUGAGUUUCUUGAUCAGGUUACUGUUCUUCCUCCUGGAGAGUGGGACCCAACAAUUCGAAUAGAACCACCUAAAAAUGUUCCCUCUCAGGAGAAGCGUAAGGUCCCAGGAGUCCCAAAUGGAACUGCAGCCCAUGGGGACGCCGAACAACCUGGAGGACACUCUGGACCAGAACUGCAACGCACUGGAAAAUUUUUUGGAGGAUUGAUUUUAGAUAUAAAAAGAAAAGCUCCCUUCUUCUGGAGUGACUUCAGGGAUGCUCUUAGUCUGCAGUGUCUGGCAUCAUUUUUGUUUCUCUACUGUGCUUGCAUGUCUCCUGUCAUCACAUUUGGUGGUCUGCUGGGAGAAGCAACUGAAGGUCGUAUAAGUGCAAUAGAAUCGCUAUUUGGAGCAUCCAUGACUGGAAUUGCCUAUUCUCUCUUUGGUGGACAGCCUCUCACUAUACUUGGCAGCACAGGACCAGUUUUAGUGUUUGAGAAGAUCUUAUUCAAAUUUUGCAAAGAGUAUGGGUUGUCGUACCUUUCUCUGAGAGCUAGCAUUGGACUGUGGACUGCAAUCCUGUGCAUCAUCCUUGUUGCAACUGAUGCAAGCUCCCUAGUCUGCUACAUUACCCGGUUUACUGAAGAAGCUUUUGCUUCUCUUAUAUGCAUCAUUUUCAUCUAUGAGGCCUUAGAGAAGCUGUUUCAUCUCAGUGAGACAUAUCCAAUCAACAUGCAUAAUGAUUUGGAUCUGCUGACAAAGUACUCAUGCAAUUGUGUAGAACCAGAACAUCCUAGCAAUAAAACCUUACGAUACUGGCAGGACUACAAUAUAUCUGCAUCUGAUGUGUCAUGGGGGAACCUAACUGUGUCAGAAUGUAAAAAACUUCAUGGAGAGUUUGUUGGACGAGCCUGUGGUCAUCAUGGCCCUUAUGUUCCAGAUGUCCUCUUCUGGUCUGUCAUCUUAUUCUUUUCUACAGUAACGCUGUCAUCCACACUUAAGCAGUUCAAAACUAGCCGAUACUUCCCAACAAAGGUACGAUCUGUUGUCAGCGAUUUUGCUGUCUUUCUCACUAUUUUGUCGAUGGUUUUAAUUGACUAUGCCAUUGGGAUUCCAUCACCAAAACUUCAGGUUCCAAAUGCUUUUAAGCCCACCAGAGAUGAUCGUGGCUGGUUUAUUACUCCUUUGGGGCCUAAUCCUUGGUGGACAGUGAUAGCUGCUGUAAUUCCAGCCCUGCUUUGUACUAUCCUUAUCUUUAUGGACCAGCAGAUCACAGCUGUCAUUAUCAAUAGAAAAGAACACAAACUGAAGAAAGGAUGUGGAUACCAUCUUGAUCUACUCAUGGUAGCAGUCAUGCUUGGAGUGUGCUCUAUUAUGGGAUUGCCGUGGUUUGUUGCAGCCACUGUCCUCUCUAUUUCCCAUGUGAAUAGCUUAAAACUGGAAUCAGAGUGCUCCGCUCCAGGGGAGCAGCCAAAAUUUCUUGGAAUCCGGGAGCAAAGAGUCACAGGCCUCAUGAUUUUUAUCCUUAUGGGCUCAUCUGUCUUUUUGACAAGUAUCCUGAAGUUUAUUCCUAUGCCAGUACUUUAUGGAGUAUUUCUUUACAUGGGUGCUUCAUCUCUAAAGGGAAUUCAGCUUUUUGACAGGAUAAAGUUAUUCUGGAUGCCUGCAAAGCAUCAGCCAGAUUUUAUUUAUCUGAGGCAUGUUCCUCUUAGAAAGGUCCAUCUCUUCACUGUAAUUCAGCUGAGUUGUCUUGUGCUUCUGUGGAUUAUAAAGGUUUCAAGAGCUGCCAUUGUCUUUCCUAUGAUGGUCCUAGCUUUGGUAUUUGUCCGAAAACUCAUGGAUUUCUUUUUUACUAAGCGGGAGCUCAGUUGGUUAGAUGAUUUGAUGCCCGAGAGCAAGAAAAAGAAACUGGAAGAUGCUGAGAAAGAGGAAGAGCAAAGUAUGUUAGCAAUGGAAGAGGAAGGGACUGUUCAGUUACCACUAGAAGGACAUUACAGAGAUGACCCAUCUGUGAUAAACAUUUCUGAUGAAAUGGCAAAAACUGCUGUGUGGAAGACAUUGUUGAUAUCCUCGGAGAAUGCAAAAGAUAAGGAGUCAAGCUUUCCUUCUAAAAGUGCUGAAAUCAGAAAGGAGAAGAAAGCUGACUCGGGGAAAGGUGUUGACCGGGAGACUUGCCUAUGA
This is a messenger RNA of Gavia stellata (red-throated loon), 2744 nucleotides long. It is a transcript of the gene SLC4A10, whose product is annotated as solute carrier family 4 member 10. The transcript has 20 exons. Gene Ontology annotation, molecular function: monoatomic anion transmembrane transporter activity; solute:inorganic anion antiporter activity; sodium:bicarbonate symporter activity. Gene Ontology annotation, cellular component: plasma membrane; basolateral plasma membrane. Gene Ontology annotation, biological process: bicarbonate transport; monoatomic anion transport; regulation of intracellular pH. The record is from RefSeq and is a predicted model, not a curated record. Lineage: Eukaryota; Metazoa; Chordata; Aves; Gaviiformes; Gaviidae. The coding region runs from base 3 to 2744 and encodes 913 amino acids.